Molecule: messenger RNA, 1322 nt
Organism: Seminavis robusta
Lineage: Eukaryota; Bacillariophyta; Bacillariophyceae; Naviculales; Naviculaceae
Source: the annotation of a GenBank genome assembly
GAAUCAAUUUCAAGUCGAACGGGUCGAGUAUGUGGUCACUCGAAAAGGAGGAUCCUCUCGGAGUACUCGCUGGUGGCCAGCGUAUCAUUAUUUAGGCACAUUGGCACGCACGCCGCAUUGGCGACAGUUUGAUGUUCGUGUCUGUAGGUGAGGAUUAGCCUCGGCCGUUCGAACUCAACCUUCCCCCAAUCACAAUGGCACCCUUUCACCGUCACUUGCCGUCGAUCAGAUCCUAAAAGCAUUAAAAUAUAGUCCAGCACAAUGGGCGACAAUAGCGCAACAUGUUCCUCUGUAUACUGUAACCAAGGAUGGGCCGAAGUGCUGACGCACAUGUCACCCUAUGGUUACGCCAAUUUCGGUGUAGCGUUUGGUCUUGGACUUUCGAUUGUGGGAGCCGCAUGGGGCAUUUGGUUGACAGGAUCCAGUCUGGUCGGUGCGGCCGUCAAGGCGCCACGAAUCCGAAGUAAAAACUUGAUCAGUGUCAUUUUCUGCGAGGCGACUGCUAUUUACGGUGUCAUUAUGGCCAUCAUUCUGACCAACAAGAUCAAGGAACCAGAAAACCCCGACUACUAUCUAGAAGAAGGCUGGGACUACAAUGGAUACUACUACGCUGGAUACGGAAUGUUCUCCGCUGGACUCUCGGUAGGAUUGACCAACAUUGCUUCGGGAGUGUCGGUUGGAAUUGCUGGAUCCAGUUGUGCCAUUGCCGAUGCACAAGACGCUUCUCUGUUUGUCAAGAUUCUUAUUGUCGAAAUUUUUGCUUCCGCUUUGGGUAUCUUUGGUAUUAUUGUUGGAAUCAUUCAAAGCAAUGCCUGCACAUUCCCCAUUGCGGCAUUGGGAUAGACAAUGACAACAACAACAACAAAUCAAUUACAACCAAAUGCUGCCAGCCGGAGAAACCGCCAUUCCAUUUGAUUGGAUGGUACCAAAUCUGCCCCUUUUCGAGCCUAUAGUAGGCCUUGUGUAAGAUAAAACGACAUCAAUUCACACUACUAAAAAAGAGAACUAGCUAGCUGGAUUCUUCCAUACCCAACAUCAGACAUCCAUUUGAAUUGGUAGUUACUUUUAGCUUUGUUUCGUUAGUGACAUCUGCGUUUCGUACCUGCUUUUCCGCUACCGAUAGACACGAAUCAACUAUCAGUACCAGUGCUGGCAACGUAACACCUUCACCAUGGUAGCGGGUGAUACCAUACUGCCGGUACUAGUACGUACGAUUCAGCUCGAUAAUGGGAAAUCUUGUUACAUGUAGAACAACUAUCUCGUCUCUUGCCACGAGCCAACAUCGGUGUCGCCGUCCAAUGUACUUUAGCAGCUACUUGAGC